Molecule: messenger RNA, 354 nt
Organism: Anisakis simplex (herring worm)
Lineage: Eukaryota; Metazoa; Nematoda; Chromadorea; Rhabditida; Anisakidae
Source: the annotation of a GenBank genome assembly
AUGGGAAUGAAAUUUGUCGAAUAUUUUAUCAACGUUAUGUUUUUGUGUCAAAGUGCAUGCAUCGAAAUUGCAGAAUUACCGUCCGUAGCACGCUACAAAGCCCGUGUAUCAUACUUACCGAUUUCGGAUGAAAAACUGAAACGAGCCACCAGAUUGAGGCAUAUUGUUGCUCGAAAGCUGUUUGGUGAGGAUCAUUUCAAGUACGAUGAAAUCAGUAAUAUUGGUGAAGAGUUCAAGAGUGGAGUAAAGGCUGAUGAUAUGAGCGAAGCAUUUCGUGAUGCUGACCUUCUUGAGAAUCGGCGGGUACGAAUUAAUUUAAUUGGUCAAAUGUGGAAAACGAUUUCCCUGAAUUGA